ACUCUGUCCUGACAAGGACCACAGUCUCAGAUUCUGAGAAUGAGAGAGGUAGGCUAGAAGAUCUCAAGGCUCCUUAAAGCUCCAAAGUUCCAUACUUUGUAUGUCCUCACAGGAGCUCAGACCCAGGAUCUACCUGAAAUGGACAGGAGCCCGAAGGCUAGAUUUUAGGAGACCGAGGCCCCAACAUCACAAAGCUGGAGAAUAAUGGAGGAGCUCCCACUAGAACCCAGGUCCUCCAGGAUUUGGUUACUCAACCUGGAUUCUGCUGCCACGGACAAGCUAAGGAUUUUUGCCUCACCUGGUGACAGUGGAAGACUAGGCUCCCCAUUCUGUCUUUGCUGACAUGGAUUUGAGAAAAAUAGAAGCUGUCUGCAAAUGCACAUCACAUCCCAAGGGCAAAAAGAAGGAGCAGCAACAACCAUAAAUACCCAGAGCAGUAAAAGGACGGGAAAGCCCCAUAAUCUGACCAGGAAGUAUUGAGGAAUUCAGCAUCUCAUAUGUUAGUAGAUCAUUAGGAGGAAACUAGAAGGGCAUUAAGAAGUGAUUGAACCCCAAGUACAGUGGAGGAAGGGCUUCCAGAUGCUGUGAAGAGAGGAAUCACCAGUCCAACUAUUCAUGAUUGGCCUAUAGAGCAGUGACUGGGAAUCACUGGUCUGAAACCCUUACCCCUUGCAUGGUGCAUCCGUUGUCUAGCCACAGACUGUGGCCCCAGUUGUUUAUGUUGAGUCCAGGAGAAGGAGGGAGGCCAACUGAAGAUGCAAGUCCACGUGCUCUGGUUCAUCUCUUUCUUCACCCUCAUUGAAAGCCAAGAUGGCUUCCUGGGGAGAAAUGGAGGCAUCAACACAAGAAGAGGACUCAUUGUUAAUAAGAAAAAGCAUCCAGGCCCAGUCCAGGAGUAUGAGCUGUUGCUUCAGGUGGCCUAUAGAGAUUCCAAGGAGAAGAGAGACGUGAAGAAUUUUCUGAAGCUUCUGAAACCUCCAUCAUUAUGGUUACAGAAACCAGUGAAGAUUAUUAGAGCAAAGGCCACUACAUACUGUGGCAACCAGAAUGGGGUUUUGCAGUGUGCCUGUGAGGAUGGCUACACCUGGUUUCCUCCCUCAUGCCUUGAUCCCCAGAAAUGCUACCUUCACACAGCUGGAGGGCUCCAGAGCUGUCACUGUCAUCUCAACAACCUCACCCACAGCAUCAAUUUCUGUGAAAGAACAAAGGUUUGGGGCACUUUCAAAAUUAAUGAAAGAUUUGCCAAAGACCUUUUGAAUUCAUCUUCUCCUUUAUACUCCAAAUAUGCCACUGGAAUUGAAAUUCAACUUAAAGAAAUAUUCAAAAGAAUUCAAGAGUUUGAGUCAGUUCGUGUCACCCAAUUUCGUCAUUCCAAUGAUGGAAGCAUCAUUGCCGGGUUUGAAGUUGUGGGUUCCAGCAGCACAUCUGAGCUGCUGUCAGCCAUUGAACUGGUGGCCGAGAAGGUGAAGGCAGGACUUCACAAGCUGUUCCUGCUUGAAGAUGGCUCUUUCAGAGUAUUUGGAAAAGCCCAGUGUAACAGCAUUGUCUUUGGAUUUGGGUCCAUGAAUGACGAGUAUAUUCUUCCCUGUAGCAGCGGCUACACUGGGAACAUUACAGCCAGGUGCCAGCCUUCUGGGUGGCGGAUCCUUAGGGAGACCUGUGUGCAUUCUCAGCUGGAGGAACUGAAGAAGAAUUUCAGUGUGAUUGCAGGCAAUGCUACCGAGACAGCCGUGUCAUCCUUGGUGCGAAAUCUUUCUGUUGUGAUUCGGCAAAACCCGUCAACCACAGCCGGCAAUCUGGCUUCAGUGGUGUCAAUUCUGGACAACGUCUUGUCUCUGUCACUGGCGAGCCAUUUCAAAGUGUCUAGUUCAACAAUGGAGGAUGUCAUCAGUAUAGCUGACCACAUCCUGAAUUCAUCAUCAGUAACCAACUGGACGGUGUUACUACAGGAAGAACAGCAUGCCAGCUCGCAGUUACUGAAGACACUGGAAAACAUCAGUAGCCUUGUACCUCCAACAGCUCUGCCUCUGAAUUUUUCUCGGGAAUUCAUUAACUGGAAAGGGAGUCCAGUGUCCCAAAGCCAACUCAAGAUGGGUUACAACUAUCAGACUGAAAUGUUCCCUCCAAAUGCCUCCAUUCCCAUAAGAGGCCAUGUGUUAAUUGAGUCAGACCAAUUCCAGCGGUCCCUUCCAGAAACCAUCAUCAGCAUGGCCUCGUUGACCCUGGGGACUAUCCUAUCUGUUACCAAAAAUGGAAAUGCUCAGGUCAAUGGCCCCGUGAUAUCCACGAUUAUUCAAAACUAUUCUAUAAAUGAGGUUUUCCUGAUUUUUUCCAAGAUAGAGUCGAAUCUGAGCCAACCUCAUUGUGUGUUUUGGGAUUUCAGUCUUUUGCAAUGGAACAAUGAGGGCUGCCACCUGGUGAACGAAACUCCAGACAUGGUGAUGUGCCGAUGUACUCACCUGACCUCCUUCUCGGUACUGAUGUCUCCCUUUGUCCCCCCUGCCAUCAUCCCCGUGGUGAAAUGGAUCACCUUUGUGGGACUGGGCAUCUCCAUCGGAAGUCUCACCUUAUGCCUGAUCAUUGAAGCUCUGUUUUGGAAGCAGGUCAAGAAAAACCAGACCUCCUACACACGUCAUGUUUGCAUGGUGAACAUAGCCCUGUGCCUCCUGAUUGCUGAUGUUUGGUUCCUUGUCGCUGCCACUGGAGACUCCCCCAUAAACCUUUCCGGAGUCUGUAUAGCUGCUGUGUUCUUCAUGCACUUUUUCUAUCUCUCCUUGUUCUUUUGGAUGCUCACACUUGGCAUCCUGCUGGCCUAUCGGAUCCUCCUUGUGUUCCAUCACAUGGCCAUGCCUUCGAUGAUAGCCAUCGGCUUCUGCCUGGGCUACGGGUGCCCUCUCAUCAUAUGUGCCAUCACGAUUGCUGUCACGCAGCCAAGCAAUGGCUACACAAGGAAAGACGUGUGUUGGCUUAACUGGUCUGAUAGGAGCAAACCCCUCUUAGCCUUUGCUGUUCCUGCUCUGACUAUUGUGGCUGUGAAUUUGGUGGUGGUGCUACUGGUUCUCAGGAAGCUCUGGAGGCCCACUGUUGGAGAAAGACCCGGUCAGGAAAACAAGGCCACUAUUGUCCGCAUGGGGAAGAGCCUUCUCAUCCUGACCCCUCUGCUGGGGCUCACCUGGGGCUUUGGCAUAGGAACAAUAGUAGACAACCGGAAUCUGGCUUGGCAUGUUGUUUUUGCAUUACUCAAUGCAUUCCAGGGUUUUUUCAUCUUAUGUUUUGGAAUGCUCUUGGACAGUAAGCUACGACAAUUGCUGUUCAGCAAAUUGUCUCCUUUAAGCUCUUGGAAGCAAGCAUCCAAGCAAGACUCAUCAGAUGUGCCUGCCAAACCCAAAUUCCCAAAAACUUUCAACCCAUUGCAGCACAAAGGCAUUUAUGCACUUUCUCAUGCUGGAGAAUCCUCAAACGACAUCAUGCUAACUCAGUUUUUAUCAACUGAAUAAGGCUGCGAACCAUAAACUCAAGAAAAAUUUUUUGGUGCAACUUGACAUUUAGAGCUAAAUGUCAGUGAAAAAAUUAGCUCAAUCUUAAAUGGAAUUUUUUGGUUUAGGAGUCUGGAAUAAAAUAAGAAGCUUUCAGCAGCUUCA
Molecule: messenger RNA, 3641 nt
Organism: Lutra lutra (Eurasian river otter)
Lineage: Eukaryota; Metazoa; Chordata; Mammalia; Carnivora; Mustelidae
Gene: ADGRF1
Product: adhesion G protein-coupled receptor F1
Exons: 22
Coding region: 756-3497 (913 amino acids)
Biological process (GO): synapse assembly; cell surface receptor signaling pathway; adenylate cyclase-activating G protein-coupled receptor signaling pathway
Cellular component (GO): plasma membrane
Molecular function (GO): G protein-coupled receptor activity
Source: RefSeq, a predicted model, not a curated record